AUGCAGUCCACCAGGUCGCUCAAUGCGUGUAUUGCUUGCUCUUCCCAUAAGCGUAAAUGCGACAGGCUUAUCCCCGUCUGCAGGCGCUGUGCUCUGCGCAAUCUACCCUGUCAGUAUGGCGGACCUGGUGCCAUGCAGAAUAUAUCUCUCCGCUCCUCGCAGACCGUACCGAAUUCAUUAGAACCUGCCAGUCGAUGGUGCUCGCCAUACUACUUCCAUCAAUUUGCGACCCGAGCUCGCGGAGCAGACGAACUGGACGACUGUCUAACAUCAUGUCUGUUCGUCAAGCUUCGACAGUUUAACAUUGAUCUGGAUAGAGCUAUCACUCGCUAUGUGCAGUGCGUACAUCCAUGGCUGCCGAUGAUUCACCCGAUAUUCCUGCGCCAAAGAGUUGCCUCCUUACGAGAUGCACCCUGUGCCGAAUCUGCAUCUCUCGCCCUCCAUGUGCUCCUUAUAACCCCGCCGGAGCCCACAUCCAUAAUCCCUGAUAAUCGAUUACCCUCCCUAUAUAACGAGUGCAAGUCUAUAUUCUCGCUUAUGCAGGUAUCUCGGCCCGACCGGCUUGCUACUAUCCAAUCAGGACUGCUUCUAUCUAUUUAUGAGCGCGGCAUUGGCCAUUUUCCCGGCUCAUAUACAACGCUCGCUUCCUGUGCAAGUCUAGGAGUUGUGAAUGGUCUGCGCCAGUCUCAUACAUAUACUUCCAUCUUCGACGAGGAGAAACGGCGUGUAUGGUGGGCCAUAUAUCUCCUCGACAGACUCUUCUAUCACUCGGACGAAACCAUUGACCGGACUUUUCUUAUUCAGAAUGCUCAGCUAGGCGAUGAGCUUCCUGCUGAUGACGAUCUGUGGAGUCGAACCUCUGACCUUGGUCCGUGGACCCCAGAUAUCCCGAGACUCUCCUCCGAUGCUUUGGGCAGAAAAGUUGGAUGUUUUGCGCUUCAAGUCCAGGCCGUGUAUUUUCUGGACAUGGUCUUGCAGUCAACGAAAUCCCAACUAGCGACUCCCGCGGGAUUAUCUGAGCUUGAUACUCACAAGCUUGAUGUAUUAAUCCGGCGGGUCACCAUGGACACAAUAAAUGCCUUUGACAAAGACUGGGAGACUUUAUACAGAGCAGUAGUUAUAUUUCUUUUAGCCCUCAUGGAACUGCACAAGGGUAUGCUGAUGACUCCUUCAAAUAACGCCAGCAGUCCAGCAUCCCGAUCCGAGAGCGCUUCCACAGCAACAGCAACUAUAGAAAUGACACUGAAUAUCCUGCACGACAUUGUUCGGAUGGAUGACGUCCUGAAAGUCCAGAGGAUGCCGCUGGCGGCCGUUGUGCUGCUUCAAAAGGCUGGGUCCAUGGCUUGCUGGCUGCAGAUAAAUCAUGGACGCAGAGUCGAAGCUCUCCAGCCGGUCAUUGAAUCCCUGGAACGAGCAAGCCGGCGAUGGGUGGUUGCAGGUGAAAUUGCGUCCCAGCUCCGUAUUACGAGCUGA
Messenger RNA from Aspergillus puulaauensis, 1473 nucleotides. RefSeq names its product Zn(II)2Cys6 transcription factor. The record is from RefSeq and is a predicted model, not a curated record. Bases 1 to 1473 code for a protein of 490 amino acids. Gene Ontology annotation, biological process: regulation of DNA-templated transcription; DNA-templated transcription. Gene Ontology annotation, cellular component: nucleus. Lineage: Eukaryota; Fungi; Ascomycota; Eurotiomycetes; Eurotiales; Aspergillaceae. The transcript is spliced from 4 exons. Gene Ontology annotation, molecular function: zinc ion binding; DNA binding; DNA-binding transcription factor activity, RNA polymerase II-specific.